Messenger RNA from Anguilla rostrata (American eel), 7316 nucleotides. RefSeq names its product arf-GAP with coiled-coil, ANK repeat and PH domain-containing protein 3-like. The transcript has 24 exons. Gene Ontology annotation, molecular function: GTPase activator activity; protein binding. The coding region runs from base 170 to 2671 and encodes 833 amino acids. NCBI's taxonomy places the organism in Eukaryota, Metazoa, Chordata, Actinopteri, Anguilliformes, Anguillidae. Gene Ontology annotation, cellular component: cytoplasm. The record is from RefSeq and is a predicted model, not a curated record.
CUGAAGUGCACUAGAUCUGGUGAGAGUACAGUAGUAGUACCAUUUCUUCACCGGACUAGGGAACUGCGGGAGAGACACGGGAAUACGCAUCUUCAUUAUUUUUCCUACCAUCAAUCCCGGGCAAUGACAUAUUCACACUGAAAGGAAAAGACUAGGACUAUAAUCUAAAAUGACGGUGGAUUUUGAAGAGUGUAUCAAGGAUUCACCCAGAUUCAGGGCGAACAUCGAUGAAGUGGAGACGGAGGUGGUGGAAAUCGAAGCUAAGCUAGACAAGUUGGUGAAGUUAUGCAGUGGGAUGAUCGAGGCUGGUAAGGCCUACAUCAGUGCCAACAAGCUGUUUGUCAGUGGGAUACGCGACCUGUCCCAGCAAUGCAAGAAGGAGGAGAUGAUUUCGGAGUGCCUGGAAAAGUGCGGAGAAAGCCUCCAGGAAAUAGUCAACUACCACAUGAUUCUGUUUGACCAAGCCCAGAGGUCCGUGAAGCAGCAGCUGCACAACUUUGUUAAAGAAGACGUGCGUAAGUUCAAGGAGACGAAGAAGCAGUUUGAUAAAGUGCGCGAGGACAUGGAGAUCGCCCAGGUGAAGAACGCCCAGGCGCCCCGGAACAAGCCCCACGAGGUGGAGGAGGCCACCGGCACCCUCAGCAUCACCCGCAAGUGCUUCCGACACCUGGCCCUGGACUACGUGCUGCAGAUCAAUGUGCUUCAGGCGAAGAAGAAGUUUGAGAUCUUAGACGCAAUGCUGUCCUUCAUGCAUGCGCAGUACACGCUGUUUCAGCAGGGCUAUAACCUGCUGGAGGAGAUCGAUCCCUACAUGAAGAAGCUGGCAGCAGAGCUGGACCAGUUGGUGAUAGACUCUGCUAUGGAGAAGAGGGACAUGGAACACAAGCACGCCACCAUUCAGCAGAGGACCCUCCUGCAGGACUUCUCCUACGACGAGACGAAGGCAGACUUCAAUGUGGACGCCCCCAACGGCGUGGUGAUGGAGGGGUACCUAUUCAAGAGAGCCAGCAACGCCUUCAAGACGUGGAACAGGCGGUGGUUCUCCAUACAGAACAGCCAGCUGGUGUAUCAGAAGAAGCUGAAGGACUCCCUGACGGUGGUGGUGGAGGACCUGCGGCUCUGCUCAGUCAAGCCCUGCGAAGACAUUGAGAGGAGGUUCUGCUUCGAGGUCGUGUCCCCCACCAAGAGCUGCAUGCUGCAGGCCGAGUCGGAGAAGCUGCGGCUGGCCUGGAUCCAGGCCGUGCAGGCCAGCAUCGCCUCCGCCUACAGAGAGAGCCCCAACUGCUACAGCAUCCAGCGUCUGGAUCGGACGGCUUCUCCGUCCACCAGCAGCAUCGACUCGGCCAGCGAGCCGCGGGAGCGGAGUGCGCGGGGGGAGAGCCACCUGCAGCGCAUCCAGAACAUUCCGGGAAACGAUCAGUGCUGCGACUGCGGCCAGGCCGACCCGCGCUGGGCCAGCAUCAACCUGGGCAUCCUGCUGUGCAUCGAGUGCUCCGGCAUACACAGGAGUUUGGGGGUUCACUGCUCCAAGGUGCGCUCUCUCACGCUGGACUCAUGGGAACCGGAGUUACUGAAGUUGAUGUGUGAGCUUGGAAACAGCAUCAUCAACCAUAUCUAUGAGGGAACCUGCGAGGAACUGGGUCUGAAGAAGCCGGGGCCCUCCAACUCAAGGCAGGAGAAGGAGGCGUGGAUCAAGGCAAAGUACGUGGAGAAGCGCUUCCUGAAGAAGAUGGGGCGGGGCGGCGAGGCGCUGGCCAACGGCGAGCGCAAGCCCGGCCGCUGGAGCGUCAAGAAGUGCCGGCGGCACAACAGCUCCGGCAGGGCGCCCAAAUCCCGCCGCAAGCACCGGCAGGAGCCCGGCAGCGCCUCCCCCGGCAACCUCUCCACGGCUGCUGCCCUGGAGAGGAAGUUCCGCCGGGAUUCGCUCUUCUGUCCCGACGAGCUGGACUCUCUCUUCUCCUACUUCGACACGGGCUCCGGGCCCCGCAGUCUGAGCAGCGACAGCGGACUCGGCGGGAGCACCGACGGCAGCACAGACAUCCUGGUGUUCGGUUCGGUGGUGGACAGCGUCACGGAGGAAGAGUGCGAGGUGUCGGAGGAGUCCAGCGAGGAGGCGGAGCUGGAGGCCGAGGCGUGGGAGCAGGACGAUGCGCGGGAGCUCCACCCGGGGGCGCUGCUGUACAAGGCGUCCCGGGCCAGGAACCUGCCCGUCAUGGCCGAGGCGCUGGCGCACGGGGCCGACGUCAACGCCGCCAGCCAGGAGGACGAGAGCAAGACCCCGCUCAUCCAGGCUGUGAUAGGGGGCUCUUUGAUAGCCUGUGAGUUCCUUCUUCAGAACGGCGCGGACGUCAACCAGAGAGACACGCGGGGGAGAGGGCCGCUGCACCACGCCACGUAUCUGGGGCACACGGGGCAGGUGUGUCUGUUCCUCAAGCGGGGCGCCACGCAGAACGACGGGGACGACGACGGACAGGACCCCCUGAGCAUCGCCGUGCAGGCCGCCAACGCCGACAUCGUCACCCUGUUGCGGCUGGCCCGGAUGAACGAGGAGAUGCGGGAGUCUGAAGGCCCGUUCGGACAGACAGGUCAAUACCCCAGUAGCAGCCCGACCGAGCAGCAGUAUAAGAAAUGCAUUCAGGAGUUCAUCUGCCUUACCAUAGAAGAGUGCUAACGGGGAGGGCCCUGUUCAAAGGGGGGAGGGGCUUUGUGGGUAUGGGGUGGGGUUGAGGGGAGGGACUGGCCCAUUCCCAUGAUGGCCAUUCUCCAGCAAAAUUUCCUGCAGGCUCCUCCCCCGUCCCCUCCCUUCCAUCUCUCCCAGAGUGCAUUGCGUUGCUUAGAGAUCGCUGUUAUUCUUUGCAGUAUUCAUCCUCCACUUUGUACAAUACAACCACUGAGCCAAUGAGCCAUGGUGCAUGGGCAUACUGCAGGUAGAACUGGGGGGCCAGAUGCUCCAAGGGGUGGGGCUUACUCCUGACCAAUCAGGUCAUGGCAUUGGCCUCCAUCUGGGCUGGGCAGGACAUAGACACAGGAGUGCAGGGAAACUCUUAGAUCCAUGUCUGUAGGGCGCUGUUUCAUCCCUCAUUCCCGUGUCUCAUAGACGUUCGUCUUUUUGAGGCACGUCUUUUCAUCGUGUACCUUGAAAAUUUGCAGCCGUCUAUGGUCAGACUGAGACACCAAUGAGUGACAGUUUGGAAAGGAAAUGCCAGGAGGCCAGUCGACCACAGGAACGUGCAUUUCCUGUCUGAGAUCUUUGGUAUCGCCUAGCGAAGGCUUCAGAAAAUGGCCUGGUGACAUAAAGUCAUGAAGGAAUCCCAUGUUUCUCUCCGUAUUUCUACCAAAGGGUCAGAGCUAGAAAGGGCAAGUCCCUGUUCAGGUGGAUUAAAAUAGCCCAGGUCUGAGAUAGACAGUUUCACCCCAAAGCCGCAUGCAAGAAGGACAUACAUCUUACCACACACUCCAGUCAUAUUUCUUAAAGGGACCAACUUUAUCAAACAACACCAUGCUCAGUCAGUCCAUAAUAUUUUGGAACUUCCUUACUUGAAUUAGCUUUUAUACAGAUACAAUUUCCACACCCAUGCCAGGUCACAUAAAUUUCAGAUGUUCUGAAAUAAAGGAUCACUCCAGUCCUGGAGGGCCACAGUGUCUGUUGGCUAUUGGCUUACUUUAAGUUAGUGAUUGGCCAAUGAGUCCAUGUGGUAGAACACUUGGAAUGUUGGUAGUGGGAUGGGUGUAUUCCCUUAGUCCGGUGUUUCCCAAAACUCUCCUCAGGUUCUCCCAGUGAGAUCCAGGUAUUUGAUGUGUUCCAUCUCAAGCGCAACUGACGCAACUGAUCAAGGGCUUGAUUAGUUGUAUCAGGUGUGCUUGUGGUGGAACACAUCAAAUAUCCCGGGUCCGGCCUGGUGUGCUCGAGGAGAGGAUUGGGAACCUCUGCCUUGGUGCCAAACCCCAAAAAACAUGAGGUCUCCGUGGGGUGAGAACAGAAGAAGCGCAAGCCCUGGUUCUUCUACGAGUCCCUGGCUCCUGCUGUCCGUGCCCAAAGAGCACACCCUUAGUGUGCUGAGAGGUUUCCGGAAGAACGCUGUGAAUUUGCUUUUCAGGCAUCUUCAGUCCUGUCGGAAAAAGACAUGAUGUUGGUGAGAUUUGAGUAGGCUUUAUCAUACACUGUGUCAGCCCACAAAAUCUCAGUACUUACAGGAGUCCGGUCUAACCUUGCUAGAGUGAAAUGGCACGAUAUAAUAUGUGCGUGUGUGUGUCUGUGUGCCUGCAUGUGUGUAUUUCAAAUGGGAGGGGACUCAUGAACAUAAUAGUUAAGAUAUGUGGGCCAACAUGACUGUGAAUCCAAGUUUCUCUCUCAAAAGAAAUGUGUACAUACACAAUGGAGAUUUGGAUAGUGCAGUUUAUUUAAAAUAAGGUACUAGGUUCUAGGACUUUACUAGAAGUACAGCAACAUUGUGCACUUUUUGUAUCUUUGAUAUUUUCUUGUACUUUACCGUUGUAAUUCUGUUGCUUUUGGGUAUUUGUAUCCAACACUCUCAGAAAUGUAGCUACAGUGGAGGUACAUUUUUGUCCUUUAAGGAAUAAAUUUUGUGAAUGUACCCUGAAAGUACAACACUGUUCUAUUUGGGUACUAGUAAAUACCUUUUAAAACAAAAAAGGUACAAAUGAAUUAUGUAUGGCUGGCUAGGGGUACAAUUUAAUGUGCCUGUUGGGUACCACCCCAGUGACAAGUGUUUGUACCUUUUUAGGCACUUUUUCCAACCGUUUUUUCUGAGAGUGAAUAGAACAACUUUGUCAUCAGAUUUUUAUUUAUAUUCAACUGCCCAGAGGACUAGUGCAAUGAUUAUUUCAAUACAGAUAAUCUGUAUUUCUUUAACUUUCUUAUUUUUAGCCUGUUUAAUUUUUAACAAGACAAAGCAGAUGGUAUUUUUUUAAACUUGAUAUAUUUUGUUAGGCUUUCAUUUUCUGAGCGCUCACACUCACAUACUUGUCAGUUCAUCAGCCUUGGAUCCCUAUUAAAAGCCUGUUUUUAGGGAAUAAGACCACACAUCUACAAUAAAACAGUACACUAGAUAGUUAUUUGGGUUUUUAUAAGCAGAAUUGUUUCAAGAGAAAAACUAUUGAUUUGAAUAUAUAUAGUAUAUAUACAUGUGGUAAGAUGUCUGUGUAUUUGUAGACGUAUGUUUGAAAUACUGAUUUGCAAACCGAUAUGUAAAAAUACUAUCAUAAUUGUUGUUAGUUAUAUGCUUUGUUGGAAUACUGCAUGGGGUGAUAUUGCCCUGACCCUUAACCUCUAGUUGAUUUGUUCUCCUGUAGUGGUUGUAGGUGAAUAUGUGAUACUCUGUACAGUCCUUGUUAUAAGAACCUUGUAAUGUGAUGCCAAAUCCUGAGUUUGAAAACUGUGCAAAUAAUGACGUAGCUAUAGUUCGCUGCUCAGCCAGAAAGUUGCUGGCCAUCCCGUCAGAGCGGUUGUACAUGAUACAGGUCUUCAGUCAAUGGGUCAAAUACACCAUCAGAAACAUUGCAUACAUACAGGCCAAGGUAAAAUGUCCGCUUGCGUGCUUCACUUCACCCGAGUUUAAAUUGACUGUUCUUUACCUUGUACUGUAUGUCCUUUGCUCUAAUUGCAUACGCAUUGCAAAGGUUUCAAUUCGCCCAGAUACAUCAUUAACCCUGACUGUGGAAUUUAACUGUUCUUUUCUCUGAUCUUGCUUACGCAACAUUACUACUUCAGCUGGCACCGAAAUGAACUAGAGCGUUGUGAAAUGAACGUAAGACCCGCUUAAAUUUGAUGCUCAUUCACAAGGACCGAGCGCAGUGAGGUUAGUCUGGAUGGACACUCUAAUGCUUGCGUACAAGUGAGCCCGGUCGACGACGAUGGCUCUAUUAUUCAUGCUUUCUGCAACUUGGGGAGCUGGCGUCGUGGCCUUUGAUGUCACUAAGCCUCAGGUUGAAUCUGCCGCCAAGCCCCAAAAUAUAAACUAUUAAUCUGUUAUGUAAAUUAACCUCUGCCGCGUGUAUAAUUGUAGAGUUAUCUAACUGUGGCCCAUGUGCACUGUAUUUAAUUAUGUGUUCUCAUUAUAGAUUCAAUUUAUGUAACCAGGAGAGGCUGAAAUUCAGUCUAAAUUCAAUGCACUUCAUCCUUUAUUUUCAGCGACGUGUUUAAGCAGUCUUACAUAACCCUGAAUUCAGCAAGCUGUGAAUUAAACCCAAUAUUUGAUGGCAGAACUCGAGGGGGGGAAUGUAACUGUUGCUUACGCUUUUUUCAAUCAAUAUUAAGGAAGAAACAAAUGAAUUUCAGCUUGAUUUAAUCUCAUUGAAACAGAGCCCAGUGUAUUUACUGGGCAGCUCGCUCCUUUUACGUUUUGAAGGCUUCUCGCUUUGAAAUGGCCGAUUUGCUUCAGAGCUUCGCUGCGGCUCAGUGAAGUUCCCUUUCUGCCGAGGACGGCCUGUCUUAAUGGUGGAACUGGUGUAUGGUGCAUGUAGAAACCCAAGCAGCACGAAUGAAUGGACUCUACUGUUUCGGUCUCGUAUGUUCUUCUCACCACGGUUCCACCGUUUAGAAAGGAGCUGUUGGGCACGAUUGUUGGGAAGUUGGCCAGUCUGUAGAUUAACUCGUUGGACUGAAAAUCCAUUGUGUUGCAGCUCCUCAGAAAUGUUGAUGAGGCACACAUAGAGGUGGGGGAGAGGACAGCAGCUUAUUGUUCCACGUAAUGACCAUUUCCUGUUCACCCUAUAUGUACCAGAAGCAAUGGAAGCAUUUUCAAUGGAAUUAAACCAAACAAAUUGAGGAAUAUUUAAGUGAAAAUACUUCUUUCCUCCCAAUAUGGCUGGGUAUGAAGUCGGUAAUAACUAAUUACUGAACAAAAUACCCCAUUAAAGGCAAGAUAGGGAAAAAGAGAAUUUGUGACCGAAAUAUUAUUUAUAAAAUCCCCUGUAGCCAUGACUAUAUUCAGGAUAAGCACGACCUUGAGUGCUGUAUUGCCAGCUGAAGUGGUAAGUGUUGUGUCUUUGGUGACUGUUUCAUGGUGGGUGUAGAAAGCGCUUCUGAGCGACUGUGCUGUAAAUACGCUGAAGCUUUUUAACUCCUCUGCUGCCUCCUUUCAAAACACGGCCGUGAGCCUUUCGUCUUUUCUCACCAGGAGCCGACCGUUCUCUCUGAACACUGGUGGAGAACGGCCUGUGUCUCUGAUAUCCCUGUACAACCCACACUCCUGCUGUCUAUCUGUUUUUGAAUGUCAUGUCUUUUUUUCUUUUCUGGUUGUCUUUCAAACCACUGGAAAAAAAAUCUAAAUAAAACUAUGUGAAUGAACUGUUAA